GAUUAACCGGACUAACGAGCUCUAAAUAAACAAGGUCGUAUGCAAGGAACUUUGGUCGCACGGUUAGCAACUUUACGACUACUUGGUAUUUGGUAGCAAGUACUUGGGCAGACGUAUUGGUUGAUUGUAUUAUGAUACUAUGUGUGCAGUGUGCCGGCCUAGCUAAGUUUUUGUAAUUUUAUUUGAUUUCUGAUCUUCAAUCGCACAACAUUAAAUCUGUAAUUAUUUUUUAUAAAUAAUAUUUUUAUUUUUACUUUAUUUUAUUUUAUUGUUCAAUAAUAUUAUCGUACACAAUAUGGAAGGAAAAAACAAAUUAGUAAAUCCCUUCUACCGGCCAUGGAUGACUACAUAUGGAGCUGCUGCACCGGCUGGAGGAUCAAACAAGGGAAUGAAGGGGAUAGUAGCUGGUAAGCAGUAACACACAUUAACAUAAUAAGAAACAUAUAUGUGAAAUAAUUACUAUAAAUCAUAAAUAUCAAUAUUUUUAAAUUGUUUGUAAUUUAUCUUGAUUUAAAUCUUGUAAGUUACUAAUUAGUGUUAACAAUAGACAGUAUAAUGUACAUGUUUUAAUAUUAUUUUUUGCCGUAUCAUCUAUAAUAAAUUUUAAGUUCUAGUACAAUAAAGUUUAACCUCUUACUUAUAGUUUAAGCAAAUUAACCAAAUUACUAUCUAUUUAUAUAUUAGUAUAUUAAUUUUAAUUAGGUAAUUAUAAUCUUAAUUAUAAAAAUAUUAUAAUUAAAAUUAAAGAAAAAAAUAAACCAAAUAACAAAAACAAUUUAAAUAUACUAAAUUAUAUAAAAAGCAGUUUAAAAAUAGUUUAGUUAUUUUUGAAAAUGUAAGUAUUUUCUAAAUAAUACACCUACCAUAUUAUGCAUAUUAUGUUAUGUACGUAUUCAGAUAUCCUAUGUUCCUAAUGAUGAUAUAAUUUAAGACUAAUUAAAACAUAGUAGGUAUGUAUUGCAUUUUUAGUAUAAAUAUUGUAAUAAAUAUAAAUUGUUAUUAAUUCAAAAUUGUUAUUAAUUCAAAAUUGUUAUGACUAACAUUUAUUUAUUUUUAAAUCUUCUAAAUUGAAUUUAAUUAAAAAAAACCUUGAUUAUACAUUUAUUUUAAAGGCAGAUGUGUUUUAGAUAAGAUUGUGUUAAAAUUGGAAUAUAAUUUUGUGUAUUUUUAUGUAUUUAUUUUAAUCUCAAUAAUUAAUUUUCUUAAUUUAUAAAUUAUCAGGCUUAAAAUUAAUGUUCAUUGUAAUUUAUAUUUUAUAGUAAAGUAAAGUAUUUAGGUUUUUAAUAAAUUGAUGUUACUUAGACGGUUAGACUCAUGUUUGAUAGUGAAAGUUUAUAUUUGUAACAAUGUUACAUAAUAUUAAAAAUAUUUGUAUAGGAUAAAAGCAAAGAAGAAAUAAAAGGUGAUGAUAUUCAGGUUUUACAUUUUGAUUGUGAUGUACUCGAUGAUGAAUUUUUAAUUCGAAAACCUGUCGUAUACACUUAUCUCAAUACUCCAGACCACAUUUAUUCUUGUAUUUAUUUUUAUACAUUUUUCAAUGUAUUUACGAGUAUUAACUAUUUGAAUAAUUUUGUUUUUACUUUAUUAUUUUAUUAGAAAUAAAAUAUUAAUAUCUUAAUAAAUUAUUAAUUAUAUUAACAUGUGUAUAUAUUCAAUUUGUGGUCAAUUAAAAUUAUUUAUCAUAUAGGUAUGUAUCAUCUAUAUGUAUGAUUAAAUAAAGUCAUUGAAAAAUAUCUGCAUUAGUUAAAUUACUUACCUAUGAUUUGUUGUUAACAUAUUUUUAAAAUUUGGUGUAUGACCUUAGGGUACUUAAUUUGUAUUGAAUUAGUAACCCAAACUAAUCAAUCACCUAUAUUAUUGUUAUUUUUAAAGUAUUAUAUCAUAUUUAUUAUUUCUCCGUUUAUUAUAAUAUGUUAAAUAUUUAAAAUUUGUAAUUAUUAAAUGUAUGUAUAUUCAAUGACAAAUUCAGGAUUUCUUAAUAGGGAAGGGGAAAACAAACAAAUCCAUAAUUACAUAAUUUUACAUGUUCAUCUGUUAAAAUUAAUUUCUUUAAUUAUAUUUAAAAAUAUACUAUUAAUUUAAUAAUUUAAUCAACAAAAUGUGAAAAUAAAAGAUAUACAUAUAACAUAAGGUAAUGAAAACAUAAAAUGAUUAUAAUAUAAAUAUAAAAAUAUAUGGUCAAUUGGGCCCUUUCAUGACUACACAGCUGAAUAUAGAUUCACUUAUGUAAGAUAUUUUUAAAUUGUAUACAUAAUAUGUAAAUGUACUCUUAAUACCUAUUAAUCUAAAAAAUAACAUUUUCCUAUUGUCAUAGUUUUACAUAUCUAUUGUAAUAUUGUAUAAGUAUAAGUAUAUUUUACUAAUAUUUAUGAUUAGUGAACAAGAAUUGAAAAACAAAUUGUAUGCUUUGAAAAAUGAAAAAUGCAUACAAUUGUAAUGAAAACAUGUCAAUCAAAAUGAUAAAAUACUUAUCUACCUUUAUGUACCUAUAAUCAAGGUUAUAAUAUUCGUAAUUUAUAAAUAAAUUUUGAACUGUAAAGAAAUUGUUAUAACACACUGUAUAAAUAAUUAUACGUUAUAAAAUAGUAUACUCAGUUUUAUUUACAGAUGACUAUAAAACUAUUUUUUUACUCAUAACAUAUAUUUAUUUUAUUCAAUAAUCAUUAAUUAAAUGUCAGCAUGUCCUUUUCUUUUAAUAAAUUCACAAGGUAUCUAGAACAUAAAGAAACUAAAAAACUAAAAUUAUGCUAAUAGUUGAAUUUAAUAAUAAAACAAGAUUUAAUUCUAUGAAUAUGCAUUAAGUAAACUACAAUUUUAUUCAUGAAAUUCUAAUAUUUAAACUAGAGAUUAAGAUUGCUAAAAUGCUUUAUUUUAGCAUGCAGAAUAGUUUAAAUAUUAGGUGAAUGGAUGAAAAUAUAUUUCCCAUUUGUAGAUAUUCAAAUUGUGUUUAUCAUAACAGUGAAUCAAACACUUAAAUGCACCAAAUUCUGUAUAGUAUUUAUAAGAUAUGAUCUUAAGCAUUAUGAGCCUAAUAUUAUUAUAGCAGAACUUUGGUACAUUUUUAGUGGAGAAAAACACAAUUAUCUAUAAUAUAUAUUAUUAUUUUGAUACCUACUUUGAUAUGUUUUGCCUUAAUUUUUUUUUUCAGUACAGACCUAAAUAUUUUUACUUAUUAUUAAUUACCAUAGGUUAGAUAAUCUAAUAAAAUAAGAUUUUUUUUUUUUACUGAUAACUGUAGAGUUGGUGCUUUGAACAUUUAAAAUAAUUAUUUUAGAUAAUCCUAUUUUCAUAACGAGUAUAACUAGUCUUUACAAAGGUCAUUGGUGUCGUAUACUUUUUAACCUUGAAUAAUAUUUCACAUACUUCAUUAAUUCACAUUUAGUAUUGACUUUUUAAUUACCUGUUUUAUGUAAUAAUAAUUGUACACUUAUGAAGUAAAAAAAAAGGAUGAUAUAGAAAUAAAUGUACAGAACUGUAUAUUAUAAAGUUGGAACAGAUUUAAAACUAAUAGAGAUUUGAACCUCGUUUAUUAUAAAAUCUGAUAAAAAAUGUGGGUAAUAUUACAAUUUUGCAAGGUUUACUAAAUAUAAUCCAUAUUACAAGCUUUUGUCUAGAAAACAAAAUUAUUGUGUACCUAUUUUAAUUAUGAAAGUAAAUGUUUUAUCACUUAUUAUAUUAGAUUAGUUUCAAUUUCUUCAAAAUUAUUUAUAGAUUAAUAUAAUUACAUAAGUGCUAUAGGAGAGAUUGUAAAAUCAUAAUUGAGAUUAAUCAGAGAUUAGAUUCAGUGUCUGAAUUUGGGAAAAAUUGAAAAUAGAUGCUGGCUUUAGAUUAGAAGUCAUUGUUCUAUACCAGAUAAAUAUUACAGUAACUCUUAGUGAACUUAUUUCUGAUGUCCCCUACACUCUAUAACUAUAAAAUUAAAUGAAUAAUUAAUUUCCAAAUAACAAAAUAAGAAACUAAUAUUAUAUUGACUUCAAAAAAGGAAGAGGUUCUGAAUUUUUUGUAUGUUUAUUUUUAAUCAUGUUUAUUCACACAUAAUUAUUAAAUAUAUAUCAAUUAUCUAUAUGAAUUUAUUUUAAAAUUGAAAUCCAAGAUAAACAUACCUAUUUAAAAAAAAAUAAGAACGGAUUUUAUUUAUUUUAGUAGAUUUAAUUAUUUAAGAAAUAUAGCUAUUUAUAUAUUAAUCAAAAUCAAACUAUUUUAGUUUAAAUACCUUUUAUUUACUUAAAAAUACUUUAUUUGUUUUAUAGGUGGUAUCACCGGAGGUAUAGAAAUUUGCAUUACUUAUCCUACAGAGUAUGUAAAAACCCAAAUGCAACUUGAUGAAAAAGUUGGUGCUAAAAAAUAUAAUGGUAUAAUGGACUGUAUCAAAAAGACAGUCAAAGGUCAUGGUAUAUUUGGUCUUUAUCGCGGACUUAGUGUAUUACUUUAUGGAUCCAUUCCAAAAUCAGCGGUUAGGUAAAUUAAAAAAAAAAAACUUAAUAAGUUAUUUAUACAGGUUAGUCUAUUAAUUUUUUUAUAAUAACAAUAUAAUUAGGUUUGGAGCAUUUGAAGCACUUAGCACUCAAAUAACAGGAGGUAAUGGGGAAUUAACAGCUACUCAACGAGUGUUGUGUGGUCUUGGUGCAGGCGUUUCUGAAGCUAUACUUGCAGUCACUCCAAUGGAAACUGUGAAAGUGAAAUUCAUUAAUGAUCAGCGACUAGAAAAACCCAGGUUCAAAGGAUUUUUCCACGGAACUAGUAUUAUUAUCAAAGAGCAAGGUUAUUUAUAAUUCAAAAUAUUAUUUUAUUGAUACAUCUAUAUUCUAUAGUUUUUUAGAUAAUAUAUUUUUUUUAAAAAGAUUAAAUUCGUUUAGGUAAUUUUAAAGAUAAUUCACAGGUACUUGAAUUUAACACAGUUUAACCUAUUAUUAAUAUCUAAUUCAUUUUUUUUCUCACCUAUUUAUAUGUUAUUCAAAAUUGUUAAUAGCAUCAUGUUAGUUAAGUAUUGUGUGUGUAUAUUUUGUUCUGAUAAUAAAAUUAAUGCCAAAUAAAAAUAAAUAUUAACUGGCUGCUUAAUGUGAUUGAUUUGAACAAAAAAUAUUAUUGGAAUGCAGAAGAAAAUGCAUAUCUUAUUUAUCUCAUUUGUCUUUUAAAUUUGUUAAUUAAUAAAAUUAAUUUCUUUUUUUCUUCUUAUGAAACUUAUAAAUAAACAAGUGCAGAAUGUUAAACAUUUAGCACUAUUUUUAUUUUAUUUUUUGUUUAUAAAUCACAAAAUAAAAUCAGUUUGUCUUUAUCUUCACAUGAAAUGGGCAAGUAAAUUAUUAAUGAUAGGUUGCAAAUUUAAGUAAAGUGUUUUAUUUUAAACUUGUAAGUACUUUGAAAUCUAAUUUUUAUAAUCUGGCCUUAACUCGUAAAGAUGUUAUAGUUGGUAAUUGUUUUUGAUAAAACUAUCCACAAGUUAAUGGAAUUAAUAUAUUAUUCAUUUGUAUAGGCAUAAGUGGUGUUUAUCAAGGACUGAUGCCAACUAUAUUAAAACAAGGUACAAAUCAAGCAAUUCGAUUUUAUGUAAUGGGAGCAUUAAAAAAUCUCUACAAGGGUGAUGAUCCCAACAAACCUGUACCUAAAUUAUUAGUUGGAGUUUUUGGUAUGGCGGCUGGUGCUGCUAGUGUUUAUGGAAAUACACCACUAGAUGUUGUUAAGACACGUAUGCAAGGAUUGGAAGCUAAAAAAUAUAAGAGCACAGUUGACUGCAUGGUUCAAAUAUGGAAAAAUGAAGGACCCACAGCGUAAGAAAUAAUUUUUAUUUUAUAAAUAUAGUAAUCAACUAUGAAAAUUUAAUUAUAAUUAAAAAUAAAUAAAUAUGUUAAAUUUAUAAACAAGAAAUUGUAUACAGUUUUUAAUAAUGUUAUAGAUAUAGGUAAGAUAUGAAAUAAUACAAAUUAACUAACAAGAAAAUUAUAAUAAAAAUAAAAAUGUAUUGUAUAUGUUUCACUUAUCAUUUUGCGAUUUUGUGAUUUAUGAAAUAAUUUCCAUUAUGAUUAUAAUUCUUACUAUCUUUUGUUUAAAAAUAAAAAAAAUUCUUUGUCGUAUAUUUUAUUUUCAAAAAUGUUUAAUCCUUUUUUUUUUUUAACAAUAAUUUUUGUUUUAGGUUUUACAAAGGUACAGUACCUCGGCUAAGCAGAGUGUGUUUGGAUGUGGGAAUAACUUUCAUGAUUUACGAUUCCUUUAUGGACCUAUUCAAUAAAGUAUGGCCUUGAAUAGAUAAUAUAAAUCAAUGAAUAAACUUUAUUAAAUAACCUUGAUAUAAGUAAAAAGUAUACUGUGUAACUAUUUUUUUGUGAACGAAUACACAGUAAUUGCACAUAUCUUUUAUUUAAUUAUCGAUAACUUAAUCAAUCUUCCGUAAACUAUACUUUUUAAAUGUUUUUAUUUUUAUUAUUAUUAUUAUUAUUAUUAUUUAAAUGUUACAAAUGGGAAAUAAAACAAUUAUAAACAUGUUUAUUUUUAUAUAUUAUACUCGUUAAAAGAAAAUUUUUAUUGGAAAUUUUACAUUCCAAAUUGAAUGCACACAUUUUUUAAUAUAUUCUAUUAUUGUUUUCAUAUAUUAUAUUUUUUAUGUUACAACAUAGUUGAUUUUUUUUGGUUUAUCAUUCAAAUUUCAAUGUAUAUGUUUAAAUGUAUUAAUAUUUUAAUUAAUUAUAUAUUUAUGUAUUUUUUUUUUUGUUUUGUUUAUGUUUAUUGUUCACAUUAAUUUAAUUAUACGUAUUCGUUCAUAAUAUGUCUAUUUAUACUUUAGAUUUUAUAUUAGUAAUAUUUAUAUUUCAAGCCAUACAUCAAGAUUAAUAAUUGCUUUUUUUUAUUAAGUUUGAAGACAAUAAUUCGAAAUGUUGUUACCUACAUUAUUGUAGCUAUAUAACUGUAUUCAAAUGAUUAUAUUAUAUUUUUGUACAAAUUCUGAG
Molecule: messenger RNA, 6941 nt
Organism: Cinara cedri
Lineage: Eukaryota; Metazoa; Arthropoda; Insecta; Hemiptera; Aphididae
Source: the annotation of a GenBank genome assembly